CAAGGAUCAAAGGCAUACCCAGGUUACACGGGAUACUCAGGGUACCCAGGAUACACGGGAUACCCAGGAUACACGGGAUACCCAGGAUACGCAGGAUUCCGCGACUACCAGACCGUCAAGCCUGUCGAAUCAAAGGAGAAGGAAGCACCCAAGUCAGUUGCCGCAGUAGCUGGGGCUAAGCCAGUACUUCCGGUAGUCGCCCCAUUUGUCCCGAUCACCCCGAAGGCAUUGGGAAGCGAGGCCUUCGCCCGCAUCAUCGACCAGGAUCAGGCCAGCGCUCCGGAUGGCAGCUACGAAUUCAGAUUCGACACUGAGAAUGGAAUCUCUGCUGCCGCGAGCGGCUCCCCCGUCAGCCCGGGUCCCAACGGUCCAGAACAGGUUGUAGUCGGAAGGUACUCUUACACCGCCCCCGACGGUACUCCCGUCCAAGUCAGUUACACCGCUGAUCGUAACGGUUUCCAUCCCGCAGGAUCCCACAUCUCGAGCACCGGCAGAUAUGUGAAGAGCGUCGUGUAGGUGAAAGAG
Molecule: messenger RNA, 525 nt
Organism: Diprion similis
Lineage: Eukaryota; Metazoa; Arthropoda; Insecta; Hymenoptera; Diprionidae
Product: endocuticle structural glycoprotein SgAbd-8-like
Exons: 5
Cellular component (GO): chitin-based extracellular matrix
Molecular function (GO): structural constituent of chitin-based larval cuticle
Source: RefSeq, a predicted model, not a curated record